AUGGCAGUGAACGUGCCGGGGCUGUUGGCGUUGGUGGCGUUCUACGUGAUAGUCCUGGGAACGGGCAUUUGUGCAUCCAUGCGCUCCAGGCAAGAGGAGAAAAAGUGGAGAGGAGAUGGAAUAGAGAUCACUUUACUAGCUGGACGUAAGAUCAACUUGCUCGUGGGCGUCUUCACCCUGACAGCCACAUGGGUAGGAGGAGGCUUUAUCCUCGGGAUCGCUGAAGCAGCGUACAACCCGACAAUGGGAGCAGUGUGGGCUCUCAUGCCUGUGCCGUAUGUCCUUACAUUUUUCCUGGGUGGCGUUUUCUUUGCAAAGCCCAUGAGGGAGAACAAGUAUCUGACAAUGAUGGACCCUUUCCAAAAGAAGUAUGGCAACGUCCUGGCAACUGCUCUGAUCAUUCCGGCACUGGUCGCUGAUGUGCUGUGGGUGGCACGCACGCUCGUCAGCCUGGGUGGAACUAUAAGUGUGACUGUGGACCUUUCUUAUGUCUACUCCAUCAUCAUCUCCUCAGUGGUGUCCAUUAUCUACACGCUCCUGGGGGGGUUCUACUCUGUGGCUUACACGGAUGUCAUUCAGCUCACCCUCAUCUUUGUCAGUCUGUGGGUGUGUGUCCCUUUCAUGCUGACCAACCCCCACUCUGUUGACAUCUCCUUGACGGCCUACACCAAAAAAUUCCAGGACCCGUGGAUCGGCAAGGUGGAGCUUAAUGAAGCUGGAAAGUGGUUUGACGACUUCAUGUUGCUGGCUUUGGGUGGUUUGGCCUACCAAGCGUUCUACCAAAGGAUCCUGGCCGCCUCUUCUCACACCCAGGCUCAAGUGACCUGCGCUGUGUCCGCUGCCUUCUGCCUGGUGUUGGGUAUCCCUUCUGUAUUGAUCGGAGCCAUCGCUGCGUCUACUGACUGGAACUCAACGACCUAUGGACUGCCAACUCCAUAUCAGCGUGGCAAUGCGGGUUCCAUCCUCCCCAUUGCCUUGCAGCACCUCACACCCACCUUUGUGUCCAUCAUUGGCACUGGAGCUGUAGCUGGUGCUGUCAUGUCCUCCCUGGACUCGGCCCUGCUGUCGUCUGCCUCAUUGUUCUCCUCCAACAUCUACAAGAACAUCAUCAGAAAGCAGGCAUCAGACUUUGAGGUGCAGUUGGUGAUUCGUAUCUCAGUGGUCGUUGUGGGUCUGGUCGGUACUGGCCUCUGUUUCCUCGACAGCAGUGUCCUGGUCUUCUGGCUCGUGGGUGUGGACAUGUCCUUCACCAUCAUGUUCCCUCAGCUAGUUUGCGUCCUCUUCUUCAAGGUGUCCAAUGGCUAUGGGGCCACUAUGGGCUUCAUAGUGGGGAUGCUCAUGAGAGCCUUGAGCGGAGAGCCCCUCAUUGGACUGAAGCCUGUCAUCCACUAUCCUGGCCUGCGGAGGAACCGUGAGAACACGCUCACCCAGUACUUCCCCUUCCGCACCACCAUCAUGCUCACGUCGCUGCUGUCCAUUCUGCUGUUCUCCUGGUUGGCGGCUAUCAUUUUCGACAAAGGCGUGUUGUCUGAGAAGUGGGACGUAUACAAGAUCAACUCCAAGCAGACAACCCCUGAAGAGGAGAGGGCAAGCCGGGAACAAAAUGCCCUCCUGUCCAUGCGGCUAAUGGAAACCAGAUGCUGAGUGGCCUCCCGUGGAACAAAAAGAUGGCUCGUGAAAAGGAGACAACAGGAGAUCAUCAGCAGAGCCUUGACACGAGAAUAGAAUUUGUACAGAAUCAGUGGAUUUGUGUCACAUACUGUAGAUCGGCAUCAACAUGUCCUCAACAUGUCCU
Molecule: messenger RNA, 1795 nt
Organism: Dunckerocampus dactyliophorus (ringed pipefish)
Lineage: Eukaryota; Metazoa; Chordata; Actinopteri; Syngnathiformes; Syngnathidae
Product: high affinity choline transporter 1-like
Exons: 8
Coding region: 1-1644 (547 amino acids)
Biological process (GO): acetylcholine biosynthetic process; choline transport; transmembrane transport
Cellular component (GO): plasma membrane
Molecular function (GO): choline:sodium symporter activity
Source: RefSeq, a predicted model, not a curated record